CUUCGAAUUCCAAGUUGUCAACACACAUCUCGUCAAAUUCCACCGAACAAUAAGCUUCUUCUUAUUAGUCAUUAACUAUACCUUUGUGAAAACGUCAAUAAUAGCGAUAUCGUGCAAUGGCUCUUAGCUGACAACACCAAGUACCGUUAAAACCCAACCGAAAUCAACAUGUCUCUACCUUCUACGAACUCCAAUGGCCAAUCUUCCAUCCGGAAUUUCUUCCAGCCCAAAUCGCCAACUUACGCUCCGCCCCCCGCCCUGUCAGGUACUAGCAGCAAGCCAGCUCCGCCGCCACCAGCCGCUCGUCCGCCCCCAAUAACCGGACAGAAUGGACCGAAAUCUCCAUCUCCGGCAACCACCACGAGCAUACCGCCACCAAGGCCGUCAUCCCUCCACCCCCAAGCGGUCAUAUCUCCCAUCCUACCCGACCACAUCCCGGCCCUACGUCGUAUAACCUCGCUCCUCCUCCCGGUAAACUACCCCGACUCCUUCUACCAACGGCUCUCCGACCCCCUCACAUCCGGCACCUUCAGCCGCGUCCUCCUAUGGACCGACCCCUCCGACACGAACGGCACCCCAAAAGUAAUCGGCGGACUAGUCUGCCGUCCCGAACCCUCCCCCUUCACCCCUUCAUCCGCGCCACACAAGCCGAACGCGCUAUACAUCCAAUCGCUAGUCCUCCUCUCGCCCUACCGAUCCCUCGGUCUCGCCGCCGCCUUACUCGACGAAAUAGCCCAAGCAGCAGCGAUCAGCGAGUGGGCAUGUGAAGAAGUAUACGCGCACGUGUGGACAGACAACGACGACGGGCUGCGAUGGUAUCUAGCGCGGGGCUUCAACAAACACGGCGAGGUGCGGGGGUACUACUUCAAGCUGAAGCCCGACAGCGCGUGGAUAGUGCGGCGGCCCAUCACCCUCUCCUCCCCUCACUCUACUCCUUCCAGCACCACGCAUUCGCUCAAUUCAAUCCUCCCUCCAAUCCCGCCCAGCACCACAACAGCCGCAGCCAACCUCCCCCUCCUCGCCCCUAAACCCAGUGUGCUAUCCCCUCCUCCCCCGCGCAGCUCCGGUCCCUCGCCCAACCGCACCCCAGCCAGCACGCCUGGGAUCUCGUUCCAGAACGCGCGGCCGCAGACGGAGUGGAAUGACUUGCCGGCGGAUAUGCACGCUCCUGUCCCUAAUGGUGGUAGUGGUGGUGGUAGCGCGCCGGGGAGCAGCGCGGCGAGCUCGAGGAGUAGUUCGACGGCGCCGCGGAAGAAGCGGGAUCGGGCUUAUCCGGCGGCUGCUUUUGGGAAGUGAGGAUGGGUUUGUGUGGUUAGAUGGGAGAUUGGGGGAACAGGUGGUGGUGAUUUAGAGAGUGGUUUGGAGUGGUUGAUGGUGGGGGAAGUGUUUGGAUAGGGGGAUGGAGGGGAAGCGUACGCCGCACCCAACUAUUGAAGAUAAAAUCGAAAUGGAUCACGAGUUUGACGAAACAAGACGGUACUGGGUGGGACAAGGUCAGACAAAAGAGGCGGCAUUACAUUAAAAUAAAUAUUUCUAAUCCGGGGUAGACUAGUCGAGGCUGUUCGCGACAGUAGGGGAGCGAACUGUACCGUUUCAAAGAAAAGAGUCGAGGGGGUAAAAUGGCACUCCUGAGUAAAUAGAUGCGUAGUGUUAAUACAUUAUUAAUUUGUAAAUAA
Annulohypoxylon maeteangense is the source of this 1676-nucleotide messenger RNA. RefSeq lists its product as uncharacterized. Gene Ontology annotation, molecular function: acyltransferase activity, transferring groups other than amino-acyl groups. The transcript has a single exon. Gene Ontology annotation, cellular component: NatA complex. Gene Ontology annotation, biological process: mitotic sister chromatid cohesion. Lineage: Eukaryota; Fungi; Ascomycota; Sordariomycetes; Xylariales; Hypoxylaceae. The record is from RefSeq and is a predicted model, not a curated record. The coding region runs from base 169 to 1296 and encodes 375 amino acids.